GAACAUGAGGCCAUAAGUAUGGACUUUGGUAAGAAUUUACAAUUGCCGAAUAUUACCACUAAUGACAUCUACUACAAGCGGCAGUUAUCAAUGUAUGCUUUUAACAUACAUGAGUUGUCUAGUGCGAAAAGUAUUUUUUACCUAUAUCCUGAGACUGAAGGAAAGAAAGGGAGUGAUGAUGUUUCUUCUUUCCUACACAAUUUUGUCUAUGAACAUCUGGAUGAAAAAAUUAGACACCUUCACAUAUUCUGUGACUCUUGCUCGGGCCAGAACAAAAACUUCACAAUGAUAAGAUUUUUACAUUAUCUUGUUUAUGAAGCAAAGAAACUUGACUCCAUCAAAGUAACAUUCCCUGUGCGUGGCCAUUCAUACAUGGAAUGCGACAAGAAUAUGGGGCUUGUCAACACAAAAUCUAAGGCAGAACUUCCUUCAGAUUGGAUUGAAGUUUUUGAAAAUGCUAGAAAGAACCCUUUUCCCUUUAAAGUUGUGAGUAUUGACAAUCAAUUCUGUAGACAGUGGACAAAAUUCUUGGACACAUUAUAUAUGAAAAAAUGCCCAUUUGCUACCAGGACUAUAAAGGAGCUUAAAAUUUCCAAGGAAGGCAAUGGUAAUGAACAAAAAUUGAUGCUGAGGAGUUCUUACUAUGCAGCGUGGGACAAAUGUUCAAUCCUGCCAAAGAAAAAAACCCAUUCUUCAACAGUAUGUGCUGAAAAUGAAUUUCUAAUGCCAGAAAAAUCUUAUGAUGGUCCACUGCCUAUCAAGAAGGCCAAAUACAAUGACUUGAAAGAUUUAAAGAUAUUUUGUAGUAGUGCUGCCCAAGAAUACUUCACCAAUCUUCCCCAUUUGGAUGAAUAAAAUUAGGGUCUUAAAUGAAGCAAUCCAAAUUAAAUUAUAUUUUCAAUGUGCUAAGUUUUAUAUGUAAAAUAAAUAUCUGUAUUAUUUUGGA
Homalodisca vitripennis (glassy-winged sharpshooter) is the source of this 946-nucleotide messenger RNA. RefSeq lists its product as uncharacterized. The record is from RefSeq and is a predicted model, not a curated record. The transcript has 2 exons. Bases 19 to 855 code for a protein of 278 amino acids. NCBI's taxonomy places the organism in Eukaryota, Metazoa, Arthropoda, Insecta, Hemiptera, Cicadellidae.